This is a messenger RNA of Exophiala xenobiotica, 2749 nucleotides long. RefSeq lists its product as uncharacterized. The transcript has a single exon. Lineage: Eukaryota; Fungi; Ascomycota; Eurotiomycetes; Chaetothyriales; Herpotrichiellaceae. The record is from RefSeq and is a predicted model, not a curated record. The coding region runs from base 482 to 2200 and encodes 572 amino acids.
UUGAAGUGACUCUGUGACUCUUAUCAACACUCUUGCUGUUGCUGUUGCGCCUACGAUAUCACGAUAUAGCCAUCACAGCACAUCACGAGACCGACUCCGUACAACACAACCCAAGCCGACGCCUACUGCAAGCCCCCGGACGUCACUUGCUGUUGCGCCUGCACCCCGCGGACAAGGGCGCUGCUAACUAUCAGAAAGGCACGAGAGGGUAACGCAGAGAAGAACUUGCUGGAGACCCAACACAACCUUUCUGGCCGCUGGUUGGGCAGGUGAAAAUUUCCACCACUGCUCCCUCUGGGCCUCUGCUGCUCCUCCCCGCCUCUGACCUCUGCGUCCCGGCUACGAAUUCCUGAUCCUUAACCCGGCGACCCGCCCAUCCUUCGCCAUCACCCACCCUUGCUCGCCUUGCCUUUUCGCCUGCGCCCCGCGUCAUCAUCAACACAGCCAAUAAAUUUCGUUUGUUGGUCUCAAUCCAUCCAUCAUGCGAGCGCCGCGUCGCACUGUACAUCAAGGUACCCAUACUUCUCCUCGACAAUCUACGACGACCGUCAACGACGUCGUUUCUGCUCUACAACGCAAAUUGACAGCAAACCAUCUCGAGCCGUCAGUAAAUGUUACACAGAGGCGGCCAUCAUUCUCAAUGGAUUCACUACUACACAAAAAGGACAAGAAACGAGAUGACUCCAAAGAUCGAGAUCCACGGGAACAAAAGCGCAUGUCGCUUUCGAUGCGCCACUCCAGCAAAUCAAAAGACCGAGCCGCGCAGCAUUCUCCUCGGUCCACGCCUAGUCAGCCAGGUCGAUUUCAAAUGAUCAUUGAGUCUCCCCCACUGGUCCUCUAUGGUGCUGUGAGCAACUCUACUGGCGCCCUCCUAUCUGGGCAACUGAAGUUUCUGGUCGAUGACCCGACAGGCGAGGUGCGCCUCAACAAUUUCACCAUGGUGUUGAAAGCCAGCAUUGCCAGCAAGAAGCCCGUCGGCAAGGAUUGCAAAGACUGUAGCGAGAAAGUGGACGACCUCAAGACGUGGGUGUUUCUUUCGGAACCCAAGACCUUCUACAAAGACCAAGACAACCAGUUUCCAUACUCAUUCCUCUUCCCGGGCCACCUUCCAGCCACAACGCAAGCGCCACUCGGCUCAAUACAGUACUCCCUUCACGCAACAGCAGUCACAUCUCAUGGCGAGAAGAUUGUGUACCAUCACCCCUUGACUAUUCAGAGAGCCGUCCAACCAGGUCCCGACAAGUCGAGCAUCCGCAUCUUUCCUCCCACCAAUCUCACUGGUCGCGUUCAACUACCCCCCAUAGUCCAUCCUAUUGGCACUUUCCCUGUGACCAUGUCCUUGAGUGGUGUCGUCGAGAAGAAAGGUGACAGCCAAACUCGAUGGCGUCUGCGGAAGCUCUCAUGGCGCGUGGAGGAGCAUAGCAAGGUGAUAUCUUCCCCUUGUGCUAAGCAUGCCCACAAGGUCAGUGAAGGGAAAUCUAUCCUGCACACGGAGACAAGGAUUCUGGGCAACGAUGAGAUGAAAUCUGGCUGGAAGAGCGAUUUCGACACUAUCGGUGGAGAAAUCAAUGUCGAAUUCGAAGCAUCCCUUGCCACCAACUCGAAGCACAAGGCAGUUUGCGACGUCGAAUCUCCAGCAGGCAUCGAAGUCAAACACAAUCUGGUCGUCGAGCUGAUUGUCGCCGAAGAGUUUUGCCCCAACAAAAGCAGCCAGCUGAUUACUCCCACUGGCGCCGCGCGCGUUCUGAGAAUGCAAUUUGCCCUCGUCGUCACCGAACGAGCUGGUAUGGGCAUCAGUUGGGACGAGGAGAUGCCACCUGUCUACGAGGAUGUGCCCGAGAGCCCUCCUGGCUAUGGCAGUGCGGACAAAAACGAUGGUGCUUGGGGUGGCGCAGUCAUGGAGGACUACCACGGACCCGCAUUAGAAUACGAAGAACUCGAGUCUAUGGGUAAUCAUGAUUCUAACGCUGCUCGACCCUCCAGCUCAGGGCUUCCGAUGCGCAGUCGCCCUCAGAGCAGCAGACGAACAGACUCUGGCGAAGGUCCCUCGACCAGACGCCAGUAUGGCCUGUUCACCAAUGACGAGUUGGGUGCGGAGCCUCCUCAGUACGUCCUAAGAGGCAGGGAAGAAUCUACGGAUAGCCAGAAUGGCCCGAUUCAAGACUAUGAGGAGGGAACAGCAUCCGGCGCACAACACUAAAACUUAUUAUCCCUUCACCCUCCCUGACGACAUUGCUUUUUGGUGGAUCAUUCCACCAUUCUUCGACCACGGUUUUGACGAACGACAUGGAUGACAUUUUCUUCCCUCGACUUUAUUUGGGCGGCUUUCUCAAAUCAAUGAUACCCCUCAACUCUACCAGCGAGCAUUCAUAUUGGCGCGUUUAUUGAUCAGGGCAUCGAAUUACUUACGUUGUUGUUUUUGAGAGCAGUCUUGAGGACUGUAGUCUUAAUGAGUUUUUCACUUCUCUACUGGAAUACCGGGGACAAAUUGGGGAAAUCCAUGGUAUCGGGACAUUUGCGUCAGCGAGUACAGGACCUGACCAGGCACUCCCAAGCUGCACAGAUUUUCUGUCUCUUUGGAACGAUUGGUCGAGCACGUUAAUGUAUGCUCCCAUUCACCAAGGGACAAUGUUUAUAGAUUCCCAACGAACGUUGGUUACUUUACAUGUUUAGGAAAGCCAUUCUCGUCAACCGUCCAAAUAUUUCUUGGGUCAUGCUAUAGAAAAUAAACUACGCCUUCCCGCUAUCA